UUUUUUAACAAAUGAUUUCAAGUAAAAUUAAGAAUCACACAGAUAUUGAUUUGAUAAUCCCAUUCACCACCCAGCCCAUGUCCAAGUGUAUGGAACCUUAUUUAUAAUUACUUAAUUUAAAUAAAUUUAAAAAAGAGCAAGAAACUUUACUAUAUUUAGCCCACACAAAGACCGACAGAAACCAUUCCUAUCACGUUACGCUCUGCAAAAACUAUUUUAGUAUAUCCAAAGCCGGUCAAACCUCUUCACUCUAGCACACAAAACCAUGAAGAAUAAUUAUCCCUCUAUUCUCCUCCUUCUCCUUAUAAUUUUGCCUCUGGUUUUCUCCCCAAUUGGAGUGGAGGGAGGCAAGCGAAGGAUUCACAUUACCGACGAUCUCGACGACGUCAUCGACGACGAAGAAGAUGAAGACUGGAAAGAAUGGGGUAAGAAGAAAUUCUCUCAAGAAUUCGAUCCCCCACCAUCUGACUUCGACAAGAUGGAGGUUUCCCAGAUUCAGGAGGAAGUUAUGAAGCGCCACAUGGGCCCUGCUUUCGGCUUCGUUAAGCUCCGCCUUGGGAUUCCACGGAAUCAGGACAUGGUAGCUGAAAUUGCUAUGAAAUGGACCAAAGUUUUGAGAACGGGAGCGCUUGGGGUGAAAUUCAUGGGGAUUGAUUUGAGCACAAUCAUGUUCAACAUGGAAGAUGGCCAGAAAAUAUUAGAGUUAAAGGAGUUCUUACUGAGCCAGGACGAGGCCUACGAAAUCAAGAUAGGGGAUCAAAUUUUUAGAAGACCAGGUGAUCCGCCGCUGGACGAGGUCGCUGAGCAACUUCGCCAAUCGAGAAACAAAGAGGUUGAUGAGCAUGUGAAAGAAGAGCUGUGAUUGGCUGGAAUCCUCCUGCUAUGUCACAUUCAAGAUUAAUUUAAUUGCAGGACUAGUACAUUAUACAUUGACUUUAUAAUGUUAAAAUCUGGUUUGACCUAGAAACCUUUGCUAGGUAUCGGAUGUUGACAAUUGACGGCUUCUCUGUUUACAUCUUAAUCCUAUUUUCUGUCAUGCAAAAGUAUAUUUCUGCAUCCUAGUACCAUAUAUAAUAAUCUUUAA
Molecule: messenger RNA, 1084 nt
Organism: Durio zibethinus
Lineage: Eukaryota; Viridiplantae; Streptophyta; Magnoliopsida; Malvales; Malvaceae
Product: LDL receptor wingless signaling/trafficking chaperone
Biological process (GO): protein folding
Source: RefSeq, a predicted model, not a curated record